This is a messenger RNA of Silurus meridionalis, 1642 nucleotides long. It is a transcript of the gene psmc5, whose product is annotated as proteasome 26S subunit, ATPase 5. The record is from RefSeq and is a predicted model, not a curated record. Gene Ontology annotation, cellular component: proteasome regulatory particle, base subcomplex. Lineage: Eukaryota; Metazoa; Chordata; Actinopteri; Siluriformes; Siluridae. The transcript has 13 exons. Gene Ontology annotation, molecular function: proteasome-activating activity; ATP hydrolysis activity; ATP binding. Bases 310 to 1536 code for a protein of 408 amino acids. Gene Ontology annotation, biological process: proteasome-mediated ubiquitin-dependent protein catabolic process.
GAGAUAUGAUCAAAUUAUUUUAAAAAAUCGGAUUUGUUUUCUUUUUUAAAACGUUUUCUUUCAAUAGGUUGUGGUCUGCUGUCUCAUUGUUAUUGCUAACCCAAAGCGGUUCUUUUCCUACUUGUAUUCUGACAUGUCCCGCCUUCUUGACUAGGAUUGGACGGUUUUUUUUCGUAUAGUUUUCUCAGAUUGGACAGAAUACAAGUGCACAUUUUGCGUGUCCAAUCCUAGCCUAGGAGGCGGGAUUUUGCUCUAAAACGGGUCGGAAGUAUGGAUGAAUUAGCUUGCUAACGCCAGAAAGUGCUAGCAAUGAGAGACGAGGUUUUAUCAUCAUUCCAGAUGGAGAUGGAGGACAGUAAAGGAGGUUCUGGUCUCCGGCAGUAUUACCUAUCCAAAAUUGAGGAGUUACAACUGACUGUGAACGAGAAGAGCCAGAACCUUCGGCGUCUGCAGGCCCAAAGAAACGAGCUCAAUGCUAAAGUGCGUCUGCUUCGUGAGGAGCUGCAGCUGCUGCAGGAACAGGGCUCUUACGUGGGCGAGGUGGUCCGAGCCAUGGACAAGAAGAAAGUGCUGGUGAAGGUUCAUCCCGAGGGGAAAUUUGUGGUCGACGUGGACAAGAACAUCGACAUUAACGAUGUGACACCGAACUGCCGGGUGGCGCUCCGUAACGACAGCUACACACUGCACAAGAUCCUCCCCAACAAGGUGGACCCUCUGGUGUCGCUCAUGAUGGUUGAGAAGGUCCCUGACUCUACCUAUGAGAUGAUUGGUGGCCUGGACAAGCAGAUCAAAGAGAUUAAGGAGGUGAUCGAGCUGCCCGUCAAGCACCCUGAGCUUUUCGAAGCCCUCGGGAUCGCGCAGCCGAAGGGGGUGCUGUUGUACGGACCUCCUGGCACCGGGAAGACGCUGCUGGCCCGAGCCGUGGCUCACCACACUGACUGUACCUUCAUCCGCGUGUCUGGCUCUGAGCUCGUGCAGAAGUUCAUUGGAGAGGGUGCACGCAUGGUACGUGAGCUGUUUGUAAUGGCACGUGAACAUGCCCCCUCAAUCAUCUUCAUGGACGAGAUCGACUCCAUCGGCUCUUCACGUCUCGAGGGAGGCUCUGGUGGAGACAGCGAGGUGCAGCGCACCAUGCUUGAGCUCCUCAAUCAACUCGACGGCUUCGAGGCCACCAAGAACAUCAAGGUCAUCAUGGCCACCAAUCGCAUAGACAUCCUCGACUCUGCCCUUCUCCGACCUGGCCGCAUUGACCGAAAGAUCGAGUUCCCCCCUCCCAAUGAGGAGGCCCGUCUGGACAUUCUGAAGAUCCACUCGCGCAAAAUGAACCUGACACGUGGCAUCAACCUGCGCAAAAUCGCUGAGCUCAUGCCAGGGGCAUCAGGUGCUGAGGUUAAGGGGGUUUGUACAGAAGCCGGCAUGUACGCCCUGCGAGAGAGAAGGGUCCACGUCACUCAGGAAGAUUUCGAGAUGGCUGUCGCAAAGGUGAUGCAGAAGGACAGCGAGAAGAACAUGUCGAUCAAGAAGCUCUGGAAGUAGAGCUUUUACCGUCAGCACCUGGCAACCUCACCUGUUUUCUUUUGUUCUCCAGUUUAUAUCUGCACUCUGAAUUUAUUUUAAAUAAAUGGUGUUUCCUGUUCAGAAA